GCUUAUAAAAUCUAGACUAGAAAUUAUGGAAUCUAAGAAAUAAUAAUAAAAAAAAAGUCUACUGCUAUAUUUUUGUGGGUGUGGAGUGUCUUGAAGUAUAAAGAUCAUUUCUGCCAAUUUGCUUCUCGAGAACAACGGCCUGAGAGAGAGAGAUAGGGGAGGAGGAGAAGAGGUUGUAGAGAUGUCUUUAUUGGUUCAUCUGAGACAGCUUUUGCUUCAAAACUGAGAUUGAAAGAUUUUGUUGUGAUACAAGAUGGAUUUUUCAGAGCAUACGAGGAUUGUGUUCAAUAGAAUUAAGAAACUGGAACCAGAGAAUGUUACUAAGAUUAUUGGCUAUCUUCUUUUACAAGAUGGUGGUGACCAAGAAAUGAUUAAUCUGGCUAUGAGUCCUGAUGUGGUUAUUCAAGAAGUGAUUUAUAAGGCUAAAGCUGAACUAAAUCAAUUAGCCCUUAAAUCAGCAACUUCUCCAAUCUCACCAUCCAUGAAUUCACCACCUGUUUCCUCACCGUUCGCUCCUUUCUUUCCUGUGUCUUCUCGGUCCUUUUUGUCGCCAGCAGCAGGCUUCCGACCCCCUUCUUCCUAUUGGGAAUCUCAAGUUGGAGCUAAGCAUAAUUCAGAUUUUGCAUCCAUGGGCUACCUGGAUUCUGUUUCUGAGCUCCAAAACCAAACUCAGUUCUUGAGUUUGGAAGAUCAAAUAGAGCCCGUCAACUUGGGAAAUAUGGGGUUCCCAAGUGAUUAUUUCAACUCGGAUGCUGCAGUGGCUAAUUUAAGUGCAAGGGCAUGUCACCGUUAUUCAAGCUUAAAUGAUUUCCCAGUUAAGACUUGUCACUAUUUCAACAAGGGUUUUUGUAAGCACGGAAGUAACUGUCGAUACUAUCAUGGACAAGUCUCGGAGAGCUUCCCUCGAACAUUUGAUGCUAUCGAUGAAGACCAAAUUUUCUCACCAGGGUCACUUAAGAAGUUGGAGUUGGAAAUCAUAGAGCUCUUGAAAUCAAGAAAAGGCAAUCCUGUUUCAAUUGCUUCUUUACCAAUGAUAUACUACGAGAAGUAUGGAAAAGUUCUUCAAGCAGAAGGGUACCUCACAGAGAGCCAGAGACAUGGGAAAGCUGGUUAUAGUUUGACUAAACUUCUUGCUAGAUUGAAAAACAGCAUUCGACUGAUCGACAGACCUCACGGUCAGCAUGCAGUAAUGUUGGCUGAAGAUAUUCCAAAAUACAUGGAAAAUUGGGGUGACAGAAAUGAUCCCGGUCCAAUUGUUAGUGGAUCACGGCAGAUAUAUCUAACCUUCCCAGCGGAGAGCACUUUUACAGAAGAUGAUGUCUCCAACUACUUCAACACCUUUGGACCAGUUGAGGAUGUAAGGAUUCCCUGCCAACAGAAAAGGAUGUUCGGCUUCGUAACAUUUGAAAGUGCAGAUACUGUGAAGAUGAUUUUGGCAAAAGGAAAUCCUCAUUUUGUUUGUGGUGCUCGAGUUCUUGUGAAACCUUACAGGGAAAAAUCAAAGCUUAUUGAUAGGAAGUAUCAGGAGAGAAUUGAACCUCCAAUGUAUUUCUCUUCUCAGUAUGUAGAUAUGGAUUCUGAGCUUCAUCCAAUGCCAAGAGGAUACGAGACCUCAAGGUUGCUGAGGAAGCAGCUAAUGGAAGAGCAGGAUCCAGCAUUUGAAUUUCGGAGGAGGCAACUUGCAGAGUUGCAAAUGCCUCGAAAGCCAAUGUCCAAUCAUUCCUAUUUUGGCUACUCUUUGGAUGGGCUUAAAGUCUCAGAAGAUAAUUUCAAUUUGCCAUCCACUGAACGUUUUAGUUGUCAAGCUCUGUUUGACGCUUUGAACAGUGGCUCAGUGAGUGAUGACAAAUUCAGGCAUACAGAGACCAAUUACAUGGAUCCGGACAGUCAAGGACUGAACUUACCAGAGAGUCCGUUUGCAUCUCCAAUAGCUAGCAGCAUUUCUACAGUUAUAUAGGUUCAGCACGCAGAAGAAUUAUAGAGUUACCUGAACAAAGGCAACAGCAACAUCUUCGGUUUGAUACAUAACAGCACCUUUUUUUCGCGUUUUUCCUUCCGUCUUCUCUUAACUUGUUCACCAAUGUUUACAGCUAGCACAAAACGGCUAAUGAAAGAAACAAGAAGAAUCUCCUCCUAAAGGAAGUAGCAAAACAGAAUAUGAUACACAGAAAUACACGUAAGAAUGCUACAGUUUUUCUAAUGUUAGAGAAACAAUGCAAGAAGGUUUGAAUAUUAAGUAGCUAAGAUGUAAUUAGUCUUUAGCGGAUCAAAGGAAUUAGAACAUAUGCAGUGUUGGGAGAAGUUAAUGUUUAAAACCUCUGCAACACUCACUGAUAGAUGAAAUAACUUCAACAGAAGGAUUAGUAGUUGGCUUAUACCAGUUUAGCAAAAGUUGUUUAUAGUCUUUCCAUUUUCUGUUUACAAGGUAGGCAUGCUUUUGCCUUUGUUUUGGCUUAGGCACAAAGAAUCAUUAUCCGCAAUUUUCAAUAGUUACUUGCCUCA
Hevea brasiliensis (rubber tree) is the source of this 2502-nucleotide messenger RNA. Its product is annotated as zinc finger CCCH domain-containing protein 18. Lineage: Eukaryota; Viridiplantae; Streptophyta; Magnoliopsida; Malpighiales; Euphorbiaceae. The transcript is spliced from 9 exons. Bases 254 to 1957 code for a protein of 567 amino acids. The record is from RefSeq and is a predicted model, not a curated record. Gene Ontology annotation, molecular function: metal ion binding; RNA binding.